Molecule: messenger RNA, 900 nt
Organism: Phycomyces blakesleeanus NRRL 1555(-)
Lineage: Eukaryota; Fungi; Mucoromycota; Mucoromycetes; Mucorales; Phycomycetaceae
Exons: 2
Coding region: 1-900 (299 amino acids)
Biological process (GO): dTMP biosynthetic process
Cellular component (GO): cytosol; mitochondrion
Molecular function (GO): thymidylate synthase activity
Source: RefSeq, a predicted model, not a curated record
AUGACUGCAGUCAAUGAAGAAGAGCAACAAUACCUUGCACUUAUUAAGCAUAUAAUGGACAAUGGUGAACAUCGAGCCGAUCGUACAGGCACAGGCACAAUGGCCGUCUUCGCUCCUCCUCAGCUACGUUUCUCACUAGUCAAUGAUAUUUUCCCGCUCUUGACAACCAAGCGAGUGUUCUUCAGAGCUGUGGCCGAAGAAUUGUUGUGGUUCAUCAAGGGAGAUACCAAUGCAAAGCAUCUUCACGACCGUGAUGUCAAGAUCUGGGAUGGGAAUGGUUCUCGACAGUAUCUUGACAGCAUUGGUCUGUCUCAUCGAAGAGAAAAUGAUCUUGGUCCAGUCUAUGGUUUCCAGUGGCGUCACUUUGGUGCUGAGUAUAUCGACUGUGAUACUGACUAUACUGGCCAGGGCGUAGAUCAACUCCAGCAGGUUAUUGACAAGAUUAAGAACAACCCUACCGAUCGUCGCAUUAUCUUGUCUGCAUGGAACCCUGCAGAUAUUCCCAAGAUGGCACUUCCUCCUUGCCAUGCUUUCUGCCAAUUUUAUGUAUCUAAUAAGCCUGCAAAUGGUCGCGCUCGUCUGUCGUGUGUACUGUACCAGCGGUCCUGCGACAUGGGUCUGGGAGUCCCAUUCAAUAUUGCUUCAUAUGCUCUUCUUACCCGAAUGAUUGCGCACAUUACAGACCUGGAACCUGGAGAGUUUAUCCAUACUAUGGGAGAUACUCAUGUAUAUGUUGACCACAUGACUGCCCUGAGAUCCCAACUUGAAAGAGAGCCAAGACCUUUCCCCACAUUGAGCUUUGCGCGCAAAAUCCAGUCAAUUGAUGACUUUACUUAUGAAGACUUUGUUUUGGAAAACUACAAACCCCAUGGAAAGCUAGAAAUGAAAAUGUCGGUAUAA